AUGAUUAACUCAAGUGUAUUUUCAAAUUGUGUCAAUUUAGAAAAUUUGACAAUCCCAAGUACCAUAAAAGUUAUCGGAAGUUUUGCCUUAUCAAAUACUCUUGUAUUUAAUCUUUCUCUUCCAGAUACUUUUGUAGAAAUUCAAGAUUUUGGACUUGCAAAUAGUAAUAUUCAUUGGAUAAAAUAUCCAUAUACAACAAAAAUUGGUCAGUAUGCUUUUUCAGGCUGUACCUUGCAAACAUUAACAAUUCCAUAUGGUGUCACUUAUAUUGGUAAUUAUACAUUCGCAGGUAGCUUUUUAGUUUGGUUGAAAUGUCCAGAAACAUUAAAUCAGAUAAGAUCAAAUGCGUUUGAUGGAUCUAAAAUAUUAAAGGUUUUUCUUCUGAAUCAUUUAAUUGAUAUUGGCCCUGCAAUAUUUCAAAAUUCAAUGUUAAAGCAUUUUACCCUUUCUGAAGGAUACACAUUCAUUCCAGAAGCGAUGUUUAGCUUUUCUAAAUUAAGAGAGUUCACAAUUCCAAGUUCUGUUACAAGAAUCGAAAGAUGGGCAUUCAGAGGUUGCAAUAUUGAAACAAUAAUUAUCCCUGAAACCAUCACACAGAUACAAACAGGAACAUUUAUGGAUUCUCAACUUCGUACUAUGCGUUUGCCAUCUGUUCUUUCAAGCAUUGAUGAUUAUGCGUUUUAUAAUAGUAAAUUGCAAUUUAUUGAUCUUCCAUAUGGAAUUAAAACAAUUGGUGAUAGUGCUUUCGGAUGUACUCCAAUGGGAAACAUUACUAUUCCAAGCAGUAUGACAGCAAUUGGUACAGGCACAUUCAAGGAUUCAAAUGUUUCCAUAAUUCAUCUUCCUAGUACAAUAAAAUCAAUUGGAAAUUUUGCAUUUUUCAACUCAUCUUUAAUAUCAAUCAACUUAACAUCAGGAAUGAGUGUAGGAAAUUGUGCCUUUGCGUGGACUCCAAUGCCAAAUAUCACAUUACCAAGUGACAGAAAUGCAAUUUAUGACUAUGAAUAUGCAUAUACAAACUUACAAUAUUUCAAUAUUCCGGAUAGUGUGAAAUCAAUUGGAAAAUAUGCAUUUGCAGGCUGUUAUUUUGAUGAAAUUAGAGUUCCCAAAAGUGUUACUUCACUAGGAGAAAGUGUAUUUCGUGAUACUUGUAUCAAAAAAAUAUAUCUUUCUUCUACAUUAAAAUCAAUUGGUCAGUAUUGUUUUAUGAAUGCAACUUGUGAAUUAGUUGAUUUUCCUGAAGGCUUCACCAGCCUUAGUUCAUUUUGUUUUCAAAAAUGCAAUAUUCCAUCAUUGAGAAUUCCAAAUUUAGUAACUUAUAUUCCCACAAAUACAUUCGAUAGCAGUUUGAUUCGUCAUCUUUAG
Molecule: messenger RNA, 1365 nt
Organism: Trichomonas vaginalis G3
Lineage: Eukaryota; Parabasalia; Trichomonadida; Trichomonadidae
Product: ribonuclease inhibitor domain-containing protein
Exons: 1
Coding region: 1-1365 (454 amino acids)
Source: RefSeq, a predicted model, not a curated record